GAUUAUUAUUAAAGAAUAAAGUGAAACUCAAGUGAAAGUUUUUGAUGAUAGAUUUAAAGUGGGCGAUUGGUCUAAAUCGGUUCAUGCUGAAAAUCAUCGGAUUGUGGCCACCGGACAAUCGGGAUCCUCAUGUCACCAUAAAAUCGAAAAUUCGGCUACUGUGCAGCAUUAUCAUAAUGCUUUUCAUACUGACAAUACCAACUUUUGCGUCGCUAAUAAAAAUAUGGGGCAACAUGAUGCUAAUGAUAGAUAAUUUGAUAUACAGCCUCUCACUGUUGAUUGCUCUAUUCAAAGUUUUCAUUAUUUGGUACAAACAAGAAGAUUUAGUGCUUCUGAUUGAUAUGAUCGCGAUAGACUGGAUGAAACCAAAGAUAAAAGAGGAGCGGGAUAUUAUGUUAAAGCUUACAAAUAUCAGUCGUAUGAUUGCUAUAUAUGGAUGGUUCCUGCCGUUCAUUUCAACAAUGAUUUGUAUCACCCUUCCAUGUUUUGGACGGACUAUCAGAUACGUAACAAAUUUGACAGACCCUGGAAAACCGAUGAUGGUACAAACAUACUAUUUACACGACGUUUCCAAGAGCCCGCAGUUUGAAUUGACGCUUUUGGCCCAAGGAAUUGCUCUGUGCACAACGUGUAUCUCUUAUUAUUCGAUCGACCAUUUCCUCGGACUAUUAGUCUUGCAUGUAUAUGGCCAAAUGGAAAAUCUGCAUAUCCGACUGACACAUAUGGAGCGAUAUACGAACUUUGAUUCAGUUUUGAAAUACAAUGUCCAAGAUCACAGCCGCUUAAUUAGAUCCAUUCAAAUCAUCGACGACUCAUUCGAUUUGUUAUUGAUUGCCAUAGUAUUAUAUUUCGAUAUAAUAUUCUGCCUACUAGGAUUUUUCAUAAUUAACGUUCUUAAUGACGACGGCCAAUUGCCAUUGAUGCAAUUAGUUUGCGUCGUUGGAGCCAUCAUAUCCGUUUUGUUGCAUAUGUGUCUUUACUGCGUCGUUGGCGAAAUUCUGGUUACGCAAUGUGAAAAGAUUCAUCGUGCCGCAUACGAAUAUGCGUGGUACACUUUAGAUCCAAAAGCAGCGAGGAGCCUAAUUUUAAUAAUGUUGCGCGCAAGCAAACCACUGUAUAUCACGGCUGGGAAGACAUUUCCCAUGACGAUGGCAACGUUUUGCAACUUGUUGAAAACAUCAGCAGGUUAUAUAUCAGUCUUGCUUGCCAAUCAAGAUUAACGGUGAUAAUAAGAACCUUAUGUUCAAACUUUAACAGUCGUUUACUAAAAUAAUUCUCAAAUAAUGAAAUAUCGCAAGUGAA
Messenger RNA from Harpegnathos saltator (Jerdon's jumping ant), 1302 nucleotides. RefSeq names its product odorant receptor Or2-like. Bases 45 to 1220 code for a protein of 391 amino acids. Gene Ontology annotation, molecular function: odorant binding; olfactory receptor activity. The record is from RefSeq and is a predicted model, not a curated record. Gene Ontology annotation, cellular component: plasma membrane. The transcript has 6 exons. Lineage: Eukaryota; Metazoa; Arthropoda; Insecta; Hymenoptera; Formicidae. Gene Ontology annotation, biological process: detection of chemical stimulus involved in sensory perception of smell; sensory perception of smell.